Molecule: messenger RNA, 814 nt
Organism: Hermetia illucens (black soldier fly)
Lineage: Eukaryota; Metazoa; Arthropoda; Insecta; Diptera; Stratiomyidae
Product: serine protease SP24D-like
Exons: 2
Coding region: 31-768 (245 amino acids)
Biological process (GO): proteolysis
Molecular function (GO): serine-type endopeptidase activity
Source: RefSeq, a predicted model, not a curated record
GGAUAGGGACCGGGUAUAAUCGGUUUGACAAUGGCCAAGUUAGCAAUCGUAGCAUUAUUCGGACUCUUCCUUGUUCCAGCCUUGGCAUAUGAUCCAAGGAUUGUCGGUGGAAAAACUGCUUCUGCUGGACAAUUCCCACACCAAGUUGCAUUGAAGAGGAGUGGAUCUUUUCUCUGUGGUGGAUCAAUUGUUUCAAGCACUUUCAUCUUGACUGCCGCUCACUGUGUUGUUGAUGGAAAUAACAAACCCUAUUCUGCAUCAACCUACACUGUCAUUGCUGGAACCAACAACUACAAUAGUGGCGGAGUAUCCAAGACUGGCAAGACGAUCUACGUCCAUGAGAGCUAUGGCAACUUCAAAAAUGAUAUUGCCCUCAUCGAAUUGAGUUCUGCUUUCACCUUCUCCAACACCAUCCAACCAAUUGCUCUUGCCACUUCUGCCCCACCAACUGGUGCUUCCAUUGUCAUCUCUGGAUGGGGACGUCUCUCCACCUCAGGAUCCCUCCCAAGUCAACUUCAAUAUAACACUUUGUCAGCUGCUUCCGUUUCUGCUUGCGCUGCCAGCGGUGUUAACUAUGCUGGAUUGCUUUGCUUGGCUCACUCAUCAGGACAUGGUGCUUGCAACGGUGACUCUGGUGGCCCAGCUACCUACAAUGGCAAGAUCGUUGGUGUUGCUAACUUCGUUGUUGGAGGCUGCGGAAGCUCAUACCCAGAUGGUUAUGCCUUGGUUUCCUACUUCCAUAGCUGGAUUACCGCCAGGGUUAAAUAAUUGAUACAAUGAUUAAAAAAUCAAUAAAGGCAAUUACAUAGAUGAA